AUGUCGCACAGUAUCGCCUUCGCGCCGAACAUCACGCCCGGUACCUACAACGACCCCCCCAGCCCCGCCGAGCCAUGCGCAGAGUCCCUCCUCUUCCCCGCCAGCGACGACUGCAGCGCAGCCUCGCGCCGCGCAGCAGCCGCCCACGCGAAGAAGAAACCCGAGAACCACAUCCCCCGCCCGCCGAACGCGUUCAUCCUCUUCCGCUCGUCCUUCAUCAAGCAGCAGCACGUCUCGUCCGAAGUCGAGACGAACCACAGCACGCUCUCGAAGAUCAUCGGGCUCACCUGGCAGAACCUCCCCCACGAAGAGCGCCAGGUCUGGCACGCCAAGGCCAAGGCCGCUCUCGAGGAGCACAAGCGCAAGUUCCCCCAGUACGCGUUCCGCCCCAUGCACACGAAGGGCAAGGCGCCUGCGGAGAAGCGCAAGGUGCGCGAGGUCGAGCCCAAGGACAUCAAGCGCUGUACGAAGAUCGCGCAACUCCUCGUCGAGGGCAAGAAGGGGCGCGAGCUCGACCAGGCCAUCCAGGAGUUCGACCGCGUCCACGUCCCCGAGAUCGUCACCCGCUUCGAAGCACCGAUCACGGCGCGUCACUACCGACGCUCGUCCUCCGCGCCGGCGCCCGACACCGAACGCUCGAAUCCCUCCUUCCUCAGUCCGGAGCCGUCGACGCCCUCCAAGCGACAGGCCAAGCGGUCCUCGAGCUCGCAACCCGAGGCCCCGCGCGAACUGUCGCAAGAGUGCGCGACGCCCUCGCCGCUACCGUCGGAGGCGGAUACGGAGAGCGAUUGGUACAGCUCACCUUCGUCGCCAUAUUGCCCCACUACUCCUUCCUACUCGCUCCCUCCUACCAAUCCUUCAUUUGAUGAAUUCAACACAUUCUCUUUCGACAACACCGCGACCCCCGCGAUGCCGCCGUAUCAGGCAUGCGACCCCCUUGACCAGCAGGGAUACCAGGUGUACCAGCAGGAUUCCCAGGAGUCUUGCGUCCCCGGGUACGCUCCCGCCCUCCAGAUCGACACCUCCUUCAUGGACAGCUGGACCACUCCGUCGUCCCCGCUUUCGAGCAUGCCCGGUACGCCCCCGACGUACUCCGUCAUGCACGGUCUCUCCGAUCCGAUGUCAGUGAUGGAGAACUAUCACCUUCCCCAGCUGCAGGAGGGCUACGAUCAGUCCCCGGAGUUCUUACCUCAGCAGCAGCAGCUCUACACCCCCGCCGGCCUUCCCGCGUACUGCGCGCCCGCGGGCGUCGAGAUGUUGUUCGGGGCAGAGGGCUUCGCGGCCCCAGCCAAGCACGACUUCGCGAGCUACUAUGGGCGCCCGGCCGUCGACCCCGUGGACGCCGCCGCAUUCCCCCCGGCAUACAUGGCAUCCGUGCCCACGUACGCCAUGUAG
Messenger RNA from Trametes versicolor FP-101664 SS1, 1395 nucleotides. RefSeq lists its product as uncharacterized. Lineage: Eukaryota; Fungi; Basidiomycota; Agaricomycetes; Polyporales; Polyporaceae. Gene Ontology annotation, biological process: negative regulation of transcription by RNA polymerase II; cell differentiation; anatomical structure morphogenesis. Gene Ontology annotation, molecular function: RNA polymerase II cis-regulatory region sequence-specific DNA binding; DNA-binding transcription factor activity, RNA polymerase II-specific. The transcript has 2 exons. Bases 1 to 1395 code for a protein of 464 amino acids. The record is from RefSeq and is a predicted model, not a curated record.